Messenger RNA from Echinops telfairi (small Madagascar hedgehog), 5961 nucleotides. RefSeq names its product xin actin binding repeat containing 1 (gene XIRP1). NCBI's taxonomy places the organism in Eukaryota, Metazoa, Chordata, Mammalia, Afrosoricida, Tenrecidae. Gene Ontology annotation, cellular component: focal adhesion; stress fiber. Gene Ontology annotation, biological process: actin filament organization; actin cytoskeleton organization. The transcript has 2 exons. Gene Ontology annotation, molecular function: actin filament binding. The record is from RefSeq and is a predicted model, not a curated record. The coding region runs from base 106 to 5220 and encodes 1704 amino acids.
GAGGAGACAGGGCAACGACCAGGCAGCUGACCUGACCAGCAUAGCAGGGACACCGAGAGGAACGACCGACCCCUGCAGCCCACACCUGCCACAGACCCAGAGCUGAUGGCCGACGCCCAGACCCAGGUGGCCCCCACACCAACCGUCCCCAUGGCGACCACACAGGACCUGCCCCUGCCACCCCCGCCGGCCCUGGAGGAUCUGCCAACGCCCCCGUGCAAGGAGUCCUUUUCCAAGUUCCACCAGCAGCGGCAGGCCACCGAGCUCCGCCGCCUCUACCGGCACAUCCAUCCCGAGCUCCGCAAGAACCUAGCGGAGGCCGUGGAGGAGGACCUGGCCGAGGCUCUGGGCUCCGAGGAGCCCACCGAGGGGGACGUUCAGUGCAUGCGCUGGAUCUUUGAGAACUGGCGUCUGGACGCCAUUGGGGACCGUGAGAAGCCAGCUGCCAGGGAGCCCGUGCCGGGCGGAGACGUCCAGGUCACCUCCCGGAAGUUUGAGGAAGGCGCCUUCCCCAGCAGCCAAGACCGGGAUCCUGCUGGUCCCGCGGCCCCAGGAGGGGAUGUGCGCGCAGCCCGCAGGCAGUUUGAGACCGAGAUCCUGGACAAGCCGCCGGAGGCUGCAGCGAGGGAGCCUGCAGCCUGCAGCGGAGACGUGCAGGGCACAAGGAUGCUCUUCGAGACACGGCCCCUGGACCGCCUGGGCUCCCGGCCCUCAGUGCAAGAGCCAAGCCCCCUGGAGCUGCGCUCCGAGAUCCAGGAGCUGAAAGGCGACGUGAAGAAGACGGUGAAGCUGUUCCAGACGGAGCCGCUCUGCGCCAUCCGGGACGCCGAGGGCGCCAUCCACGAGGUGCAGGCUGCGUGCCGCGAGGAGAUCCACAGCCACGCCGUGAGGUCCGCCCGCUGGCUCUUCGAGACCCGGCCGCUGGACGCCAUCAACCGUGACCCCAGCCAGGUGCGGGUGAUCCGGGGCAUCUCCCUGGAGGAGGAGGCCCGGCCUGACGUCAGUGCUACUCGCUGGAUCUUUGAGACACAGCCGCUGGACGCCAUCCGGGAAAUCGUAGUGGACGAGAACGAAUUCCAGCCUUCCCCAGACCUUCUGCCCCCUGGCCCCGAUGUCCAGCAGCAGCGGCAUCUGUUUGAGACCCGACCUUUAGAUACCCUGAGGGGGGAGGAGGAGGCUGGAGGGGAGGCCCCCCCACCCAAAGAGGAGGUGGUCCCAGGCAAUGUCCGCUCCACCCUAUGGCUGUUUGAGACCAAGCCCCUGGAUCCUCCCAGAGGCAAGGUCCAAGUGGGUCAUCUGCAGCGGGUAGGAAUCCCCGAGGGCGAGGGGCUUGUGUCCAGUACUGGCCCCUCAUCACCGCCCCUCCCUCAGAGUACCUCUGAGAAGGAAACCCCGAAGGGGGACGUGAAGACCUUCAAGAAUCUUUUUGAGACCCUUCCCUUGGACAGCAUUGGGCAGGGGGAGCCUCCGGCCCCAGGGAGCAUGAGCAGAGCAAAAGAGCCUGCUUCCCCUGGGGAUCCCCAAGGCACAGGGUCCCGCGUGUACACCAUGCAGGAUGUCAAGGGCCACCUCCACGCCCUGACCUCUGUCAGCAGGGAGCAGGUGGUCGGGGGUGAUGUGAAGGGCUACCGGUGGAUGUUUGAGACGCAGCCCCUCGACCAGCUGGGCCGCCACCCCAGCACUGUGGAUGUGGUGCGGGGCAUCACCCAGCAGGAUGUGGUGGCUGGUGACGUGGGCACCACACGGUGGCUCUUUGAGACCCAGCCCCUGGAGGUGAUCCAUCGGCGGGAGCAGCAGGAAAGACGGGAAGAAGAGGGCAAAGGUCAGGAGGCCUCGCAGGCCGAGGCCCCCCAGAAGGGCGACGUGCAGACCAUGCGGUGGCUGUUUGAGACUUGUUCCAUGAGUGAGCUGGCCAGGAGGCAGGGGGCAGAAGUCCCAGAUUCUACAGCCCAGUCCGAAGUCCGGUCCUGCACCUGGAUGUUCGAGCCCCAAGCCCAAGACAGGCCAGAGGGCUCCAGAGAGCAUCACUUACGGGUUGGACAGGUUCCUGCUAGGGACAGACAGACCGAUGGACAUGUCUUUGAGACCGAGCCUCUGCAGGCCUCGGGUCCCUGCCGCAGAGGGCCUGUGCGGUACUGCAGCCGCGUGGACAUCCCUUCGGGGCAGGUGUCUCGUCAGAAGGAGGUUUUCCAGGCCCUGGAGGCAGGCCAAAAGGAAGAGCAGGGGGCCAGGGUAGCCCCUGAGCCCAUCUCUGGGGGUGCUGUGCACAAGUUCACUUGGCUGUUUGAGAACUGCCCCAUGGGCUCUCUAGCAGCAGAGAGCAUCCGAAGGGGCAGCCUCCAGGAAGAGCAGCCCGUGGGCCCCUCGCACAAUGAGGUGCUGGAAAGGCAGGAGACAGCCGCCGAGGGGACCCUGAGGGCACUGCAGGCCACGCUGGGCAUCCUGCACCACGGGGGCAUCCUUAUGGAGGCCAGAGGGCCAGGGGAGCUCUGUCUGGCCAAGUACGUGCUCCUGGGCCCUGGGCAGGGGCACCCCCAGGUGCGGAAAGAGGAGCUGGUGUUCGGCGAGCUCCCCAGGAUCGUGCGCCAAGUGCUGCGGAGGCCGGAUGUGGACCCUCAAGGCCUGCUUGUUCAGGAAGGCCCGGCUGGCCGGCUCCAGCUCACGCCUCUGAGGCUGCCGGCCCCAGGAGGCAGUGGAAGCUUGGACGACCUGGACCCCGAGCUCCAGCAGGUGCUGGCGUGUAGCCUCACCGCCUCGGUGGUGAGGACUGGGCUGGUGAUGCAGGAGACAGAGCAGGGCCUGGUGUCCCUGACAGCCUACUCCCUGCAGCCCCGGCCAGCCAGCAGGGCCCCCGAGAGGAGCAGCGUGCAGCUGCUGGCCAGCUGCAUAGACAAAGGGGACCUGAGCGGCCUGCACAGUCUGCGGUGGGAGCCACCGGCUGACCCAAGUCCAGUGCCAGGCAGCGAGGGGGACCAGAGGCUGCCCCUGACUGACAGCAUCAUCCAUGUGCCUCCCCUAGACCCCAGCCUGGGGAUGGGGCAGCUGCAAGGCCUGGGGGCACCCACCUGCCCCCCACCGCCGGUGGAAAAGGCAACCCCUUUGCAGGGGGAUGCUGCCACUCCCCAUGGCAGGCAGGGAGCGGGAAAGAAAGAAGAGAGUCGCACUGGGCGAGAGGCAAUGGCAGCAACCUUGGGCACGGUGGAGGGAGCUGUUCCUGCCACCCAGGGCCCUGGGGCCCCGGACCUCCAGGCCGCCAUGCAGAGUCUGCGGACGGCAACUGCUGAGGCCCAGAGCCUGCACCAGCAUGUCCUGAACAAGCACAAGCAGGGCCCAGGCCCAGCAGCCACCUCCACACCCUUCCAGAAUGGUCUUCGGCAAGCGCCUGCCCAGACCCUUGGGGCUGCCCACAGCAACACCAAGUCAGGGGCUGGAAGUGACCCCAGGAUCCCAGCAGCCCCCAGAAAGGUCAGUGGGGACAAGAAAGCACAGCCCGGAGGGCUGUCUGGGGGGUGGGUGUCUGUUCAAGAUGGCGUCUACACUGCUCACCCAGUGAAGACCUUUGACCUGCCCAGGGGGGUCCAGCCUUCUGAGGGGAAAUCCCAGCCAUGGGGCAAAGAGACUGCCCUCCCAGCUCAGGCUGGGAGCCUGGGCCAGAGCGUCGGGGCAGGGCGGGAAGAGUCUGGGGUUGGCACACAGAAUGCCUGUGGUCCUCUAGGGAAGGGACCGGCCAAAGUUGGCCCAGGGACCCUCCACGCUGCAGAGAGGACCUUGAAGGCGGCUCCUGUAGCCCCCUCCCCUCUGGCCUCUGGGCUUCAGACUGCAGGUGCCCACCUGCACUCCUGUAAUCCCUCUGUUCCUCCUCCUCCUCCUCCUCACCCAGUUGCUGUGACAGCCCGAACCCACCACAGAGAGGACUCCGUGCAGCAAGCCUCCAAGCCCCUGCAAGACCCCCUUCUCCACCCCCACAGCAGCCCCGUGGGCCAGAGAACCCCUGAGGGGUCACAGGCAAAGACACUGAGCCGGGAGCCCAUUGUAUCCCCCAGGAAAAAGCCCCAGCUGCCCCCCAAACCUGCCCACCUCUCCUUCAUCCAUCCUCCCCAGAGGCUGCCCAAGCCCCCAGCUCUGUCUCCCAGAUCCUCCCCGGAGGCUGGACUAGGGGCAAAGCAACCAGAUGAGAGAGAUGCCACUGCCCCCCAGAAGGUCCAGGUCCCCUCCACUGUAGGCCAGCCCAGCUCCCAGCGUGCCCUCAGCUCCAUGGGCCCGGAGCCUAGCGAAAGUCAACUUGCAGGCAGCAACGCCCAUCACCUCAAGCUCCCCAAAUUCAAAGCUCCCAACAGGGACCCCACCUUGCCACGGCACGGCCCGGGGCACCUAGGAGGGAGCCCCAAAGAGGGUUCCCAGCUGGCAGCUCCUGAGAGCCGAGAGACUCUACAGGGAAGCCAACAAGAGCUCCAGGACCUGGAGAAGGAGACCAGCCGCACGGUUGAUGCUCAGGAACUGCGAGGGCUCUUGGGGGUUGUGUCCCAGGGUAGAGGGGUUACUGCUCAAGUGUCUGCUGCCCCGCGAGGGCCUGAGGCCUCUGUGGAACAGGCCUUUGGGGAGCUGAGUCGGGUCAGCAUGGAGGUUGCCCGCCUGAAGGAACAGACCCUGGCCAGGCUGCUGGACAUCGAAGUGGCUGUGCACAAGGCCCUCAGCUCCGUGUCCAGCCUUCAGCCUGACCCUCAUGCCCAGGGCACCCCGCUGGACCACAGCACCCACCAGGUCCAUGCCACAGCCAGCAGUAGAGCCAGGACCAACUGGUCAGUUGAAGAGGCCCAGCAUCAAGCCCAGGUAAGAAAUCACACAGAGGUGAGAGGCCAAGUAGCCGCCAAGGCCUCUCCAAGCCGGAGGCUGGAGACACUGAGAGAAGAUGCAGGCCUCCCUCCAGUUUUGCCUCCCUGCCGAGACUCCAGCUGCCCCCCAGCCUGUAUCUCCAUCACCCAAUCAGCCACAAGGAAAUCGACAGAGGCUCCCAGCCCACAGGGGAGUCCCCACACCACAGUGACAAGCAUACUCCUGACCCCGCCCCACCCAGAAGGGGCCCAGGACCAGGCCAGCAAGAAGGAAGACCCCCGGUGCUAUGCCUUGACCAGCGCCCUUCCCACUGGGCAGCAGAAAAGCUUCCAGGAGUUACCAAUGGGCCAGCAAGCCCCCAGCUCUACGGAGCCACGAGAACCCUGAUGGAGCAGUAGGAAGAGGUGGACCAGUUUGGGAACACAGUCCUGACAUCGUCUACCAUGGUCACCAAGCAGGUCUAUCUGUCUAGGGGUCCAGGCCCUCACCUUGGGCACCCCCACCUCUGCGCUGGUAAAGCAGUGCCCCACAGCCCCACAGGGCGGGCUCAGCAGUGGCCUGAUGGACUCUGGGAUGGUGCCUUUGCCCUGCGGCCAUGCCCAGUACCUUCCCUGCUCACCACUGGGGUGCCUCCUUCCAGGGUCCCAGCAAGGAGGUGGACACCUCCAUGGCAGGCACACAUGGGACAAGGACCAAGAAGAAAGAGCCCCUUCCGGAAUUUGCUGUGGGUCGUUUCUCUCUCAUCCAUUCCAUCCACAGGCCCAGGUCAUGCAAGGAGGGCGGAGAUCCAAGAGGAGGAGGACGGUCCCCCAGCUGGGGACUGAAUAAUCGAGCCACACACAGGCCUGGCCCACGUGCACACCACUGCCCGGACUGUGGGUCUGCACCUCGAUCCCUGUCAUCUGCCACAACCAACUGAACUGGGCUCAGCCUGGGCUUGGUCAGGAGCUGCCUCAUCAUUUUCUCCAUCCUUCAGCCCAUCAAGUGGCCCAGGUCACAAGGAGUGGAGCAACCACCAGCAAGUUCCCGAAAACCCAAGAACUGCCUUCCUCUGCCCCCUCCAGACUCCACACGCUGUACCCCAAGUGAUAAAGAGAUGCCCUAAUUAAACCCAAGUUGUAUUCUCUA